AUGCAGGAAAAAUUCCCCAUCUUUAUUCUGAUUGCGGCUGGAGUGCUGGAUUUAUCUGGUGCCCCCAGGAAUGAACAUCGUGCCAGUGAAGUAUUAGACCUGAGUUUUCCUGGAGAAACCCAACCAAGAGCUGAGAGCAGCCCAGUGCCCACCGAAGUGUCUUCUGUGACAGAAGAUAACUUGGAUCAGGUGACCUUUAAUUUUCAGAGUCCUUUUUCAGCACUUGAUCCUACCAGUGAAAUGACAGCUGACUUCAUUCCUGUGCAUACAGAGACAGCUACAAAAAGAACAACUGUGCUGCCAAAGGAGCUGGUUAGGAACUUGGAGGUGGCUGAGCAACUGCAGACAGAACCAGCAGCUGUAAAACUCCAGGAUGAACGCAACUUCCCUGGCAAGGUCUUGAGCAGCAUAAGCAUCCCUGUCUCUGCACAAGGAUCACAGGCUAUCGCACAUCUGGAACAGCCAGACAGAUCACUUCAAGGAAAAGCAGCAAAUAUUACUGAGGCUGGUUUCAGUCCUACCAGCUCUAGUGCUGGGCUGCCCCAGCCCCUGCUCAGUAGAGGGACACAUCAAGACCCUCCCAAGUUUACAGCCAAUCCUGUUGUCAAGCAGAUGGAGGUACCAGGUCCUAAAAUGAUUCUUCUGACUUCAACGGUAAAUUUUCAACCUCCACAGAAAGAAAUAGCAGCAUCUCCAUUUCCCACCAGAGCUAAGGUUGCUCUUGAAAGUGCAAGGGUGGAUGGGUUACCAGCAGGAGCACCUCCCGCUAGCAAAAGGCUAAAAGACACCAAUCCACACGUCCAGCCUGACGGCGAAGCUGGUGUGACGCCUGCAUACCUGAAAAAGACUCGGAGUACGGACGCUGAAGUUACAGCUUCUGCAUUCCUACAAAAGCCAGCUUCAGGGGACCUUGAUGCAGCCUAUUCCAGACUGACACAGCCAAGUCCUAUUCAGUUUUCCCCUAUUUUAUCUCUGAAGCAAGAAACAACAAGCGGUAAAGCCCAAAACUCAGCAACAGCUGUAAUAAAUGGUUCUGGACACCCAGCCCAUUUGCCUGCUCUUCAGACACUCCCGCAAGGCAACGUACAUUCUUCUUCCUUAUUGAUGCAUCUGGAAGCUCUAGUUCAUGGUGAUUUACUUCUGCCUCCAUUUCAAGGGCCCAUUGGUACAACUGUUAGACAACAGCCUCUUUCUUUGUCCCAGACUCUCAACUGUACUAAACACGUUUCCCAGGAAACCAACAGGACCUCUCCAGAAAUCACAGUUCUAGUUUUGCAAAGAGCAACUGAUCAUCAGACAAGGACAAGUAAACCUGAAAAAUCCCCUGAGAGCCCACAACCUUCUGCUAAUUUAUCCUCUUUAAGCCAGUCAUGGAUUUCCACAAUAAAACUUUCCCAAACUACUAAAGACCCAAAAGGAGCAACAUCUGCGCUCUUUCCAGGUAUAUCUGCCUUUGAGAAUGCAGCCCUUCAACCCGUAAGCACUCUUGGUUCUGUUCAUGCAGGGCUUCAGGCACCAGGUACCUCUUUUCCUGCUUAUGUUGGAUUGCAGCUAAUGGGCACCCCCACCUCUCCUGAGAAAGGACUUCACAUACCACCUUCGCCCACGUCCACUGCUCCUAGGUCUCAGGUUCAAGGCAGUUCUGCCCAUCCUGUAUCUCAGGAAGCCUUCCCUAUGAUAGCACAGAUGAGCACAGUGGAAGGCUCCAAAAGAAAGGAAAGUCUCCCACCACAGAGAGAUAAAACUGGUUCUCCCCCACUGACUCCACAAGCCAGCCCAGUCCCCAGCCCCUCUGGAGUGCAUGACAACGGGAACCAGAAAGUUCCACUUCACAGCUUUUCCCCUUCUGCCUCCCAUAUCCAGCAAUCUGGUAGCCUGGCAGCGUUUGCUUCAAAACUGCCCUCACCCCACGCACAGGGAAGCCAGUCCAGCUCAACAACAGCACAUCCUGAACCAGCGGUGCCCAGCGUUUCUGAGGAGAUCCCAGCAUACCUGGCACAAGCGCUAGCGCAGCGAUUUGGUCAGUCGCAUGAUGCAGCUACCAAAAACCUCCGUGUUUUUAGAGGUGACCAAUUUACAAUGCUGCCAUCAUCCCCAUACUUGUCCUUUCUGCUUAAAAGUACUAAUGGCAUGAUAUGCCUGCAGCCCAUGCAAGAUUCCCCUCUGCCUACAAAAUUCCUAAAUGCCAGUGUUGGGGUUCUGGUUUCUAUUCAGCAAAUCCUGGCAGCAUCAAAUUCUUCAGUGCUGGACCUUGCGAACCUAGAAAAUCCGAGUCCUUCUAGUUUAAUUCUGGUUAAGCCCGUGUUUGUCCUUUUGCCCACUGACAGACCAGAUUUACAGAUGGUGCCCUCUCCUGCUGGUGAAGGUGACCAUAAAACUGCCCUCUUGUUCACAAACAAGCAAGAUCUGAAUUUGGGUACCCCUGAAAGCAGCCAUGAUAUCCCAAUGAAAACUAGUUCCUCUUAUACCCCUAGUAAGUUUUCGAGGCUCGAAACUACUCUCUCCACUGCGUCUGACCAACAAGCGGAGAAAACAAAAGUAACUUCUCAGCCAGUGCUAACUAAUCCUAAUUAUGCAGCCAUCACUAGUUCAUCUCAGGCUCUCGCCUCAGCACCAAACCAUUUGCUGGACCCAGGGAUGAAGAUCAGCGCUGCAGUGCAGGCUGCGCACUUCCACAGGCUGCCUGGAGAGAUGCAGGUACCUGCUCCCAAAUCCCAAGGAGCCAAGGGGACUCAUUUGCUUUUAUCUGACAGUGUGUCAGCAGAGCCUUUCACCUCCACCACACCACCAUUAGUGGUGUCUGCACAGCAUAGCCCCCGUAUUUCCCCUGAAGUAUUUCUCACCACUGAAAAGCCACAUUCUUUUUCUGUAAUGCCUUUAUUGUCAGCAAAGGGACUCCCUGAUUUUCUAGUGCCUGCCCACCCUCCGCUUACUAUCACGGGAGCUGUAGAUCAGGUUCAGCACAGUAAGAAACUAAUAACACAAACUACUGGCCAUCACCAAGGCUCAGUGACCACACCUUCCUCUGUCCAAGCACAAUGCACAGAUUGUUUGACCUUGCACUCAACUAGAACCAUAAAACACCCAUUAAAGACGUUCACAAGCAUCACACCUUUGCAGUUCACAUUGCAAAGUCUCUUAAGUACAGAGUCACUUCAAAAGCUACCAUCACAAGUUCAGUUUGUACCCAGCACAUCAUCAGUUUUCUCUGUGCUUCCGGAUGGACACGAUCGCAAAGAUUCAGCAGCGGGCAGCACAGCCUCCUGUUCAGGAGGAGUCGCUGUGUGUGCUAAAGCAGCACAAGCCCACACAACUGCUGUGAAACCUGAGCUUACUAAACACUUGGAAUUUACUCCUAUUGUGCCUAAGCCCUUUAUAAUGACAGAGAGAACAACAAUAGCACCCGUGCAAACUCCAUUUUCAACAAAGGUCCAAGUGAAAGCAACUGUUUCUGGGAAACUUCUGUCUACAAUUACCCGCCCCAGGAUGUAUACCAACUCUCCUGCAAGCCCAGCUUCACCUGCACCUACACAUGCUCCCCUGCUAUCAGCCCUGAAACGUGACCAAAUCCAUCGAGCUCCUACUAAACUGUUUUCACAGGCCAACACGGGAGAAAGUACAAAGCCAACUGAAAUCAGCACAAGUGCAAGAAAAAUAGGAACUGGUAAAUUCUUGGGAACAAGCAUGUCUCUGUCAGCCAUGUUUAACACCAGGAGGCAGCAACCCCCCACUGCAGUUCUUGGGAAUAGGGUGGGUUUAACUCCAGUACAACCAUCUGUGUCCACAGGACCUAUUAUUGCUCUUGCGAGGCAGCCUAAACUGACACAGAGCACAUCACGGUCUCCACUAGCAAUGACUUCUCUCUCCACAGCUAAGAACGAUUCUAUUACUGCUUCACUUACAAACAAAAAAGUGUCUGUCCUGCCAACAUCAACUAUCCGAUCUGCUCCAAGCAUGGUGCUGCUUACAGCCGCCAGAGUGAACAAAUCAACUGUGGUCUCUACAUUAGUGGGGAAGAGUGAGGACAUGUUAGUGAAAGGAGAUGCACCCACUGCUAUUCAGCUGCCCACUCAGCCUCCCAUGUCUUCACCACAUCAGGCAUCAGCAAGGCACCCUCUGGAGAAUAUACCACUGGAAGAUAACACUGAAUAUGAGACUGGUCAGUCCAGCCCUGACACUGUCAUGGAUGCCACCGGGCCAUCAACAACAAAAGCAUUUUCUGUCUCUGCUAAUAGGAUUGUAAAUAAGGUUACUAAUCAGUCAGCAGCCUUCAAUAAAAUAGCUGCCAAUGAUGCUGAGAUGCUUCUAGCCAGAGAUCUAAUGCAGUUCCUUCCAACCUCAGAAAGCCCCUCAUAUUCUUCUCAGAGUUUGGUAGCAGUCACACCACAGGGGAAUUCCUUGCUGGGUGUUGCCAACACUGGACAAUCCGAGGGGCUGUUCUUGAACACAGAGGCAGAGGACAUGGCUAGAACAAAUGAAGUAACAGAAGAAGCAGCUGAAGGCUUAGUAACUGUUCUAGCGCUGCUGGAUUCAGAGCCCAGUGCACUGCUGAGUGAAGCACGUCAGAGGAGGGUUUUGCAGUCAGAUGCUGCCAUUCUGAAUGGNUUUGCAGUUGUGAGUGAUGAUGUCUGUGGCUCCGGUAACUACACUGUACAAAUGAGCCUGCGCCCGGCUGCAGAAGCAGACCCUGAGGUUGAAGGUUCAGUGGCUUCCCAGGAGACUUUCUUGGCUUUAAUUGCUGUGCAGAGCAACAGCAGCCAGCCCAUGCUCCAGAUCCGGUCCUGUUGUGUGACGCCCUCCGCCAGCGCGGGGGGACCAGGCGCGAUGUGCUGCCUGUUCCACAGGUUGCCGUUUGAAUGUAGACACAUCCAGUUACUGCAGAGCAGUAAGUCCAGAGCUGCUAGCUUCACUAUCCAGCUGUUCCAGAUGCUGAACCAUUCAGUGGCCUAUUUGCACUGUGAGCUUAAUGUCUGUCAGCACGGCAAAUCCGGGUGCGAACAGGUACGUGAGACUGGUGGGGAGCCGCUACUCCAGCCAAGUGACAGGAACAGCUAUGGAAACCUGCACAACCUGAUCUCAUUUGGUCCAGUUUUGAGAAUGAAGAACAAGUUUAUAUAUAAACCUGUGGAAGGUCCUGAUUCUGCCAUGCUGAUACCCAUUCUACUGGGAUCCCUUACUGGCUUUGCUGUCUUGGGCAGUGCUUUCAUAAGCCUUUGGCUGCAUCAUAGACAGAAAGCAAAAAACACAUGCUAUCCCCUACCUGGAGAAAUCCAUGGCCUGUGA
Messenger RNA from Antrostomus carolinensis (chuck-will's-widow), 5283 nucleotides. RefSeq names its product mucin-5B-like. The transcript has 7 exons. The record is from RefSeq and is a predicted model, not a curated record. The coding region runs from base 1 to 5283 and encodes 1760 amino acids. Lineage: Eukaryota; Metazoa; Chordata; Aves; Caprimulgiformes; Caprimulgidae.